AUGGCCCUUCUAAGUUUACCAGCUCCAAUUUCACUUAUUGGAUGCAUAGGAUGUCUAGUUUCCUUCAAGCUCAACACCAUGAUGCUUAGGAGGUUACGGAAUCACAUCUUUGAGUCUAUAAGUGAAGAGGUGCUUGCUAGAGUUCACACUAAGGAGACCGCACAUGAGGUGUGGAAAGAGCUCAAGAACAUCAAUGUGGGCUCUAAGAAAGUGCGCGAGGAGCAAUAUGAGUUGCUCAAGGAUAGGCUUAAUGAGUUCAAGAUGCUUCCCUAUGAAUUAGUUGAACAAAUGUAUUCUAGAUUGAAUAUGCUUAUUGAAGAUAUUAAUACUCUUGAUAUUGCUACUAUUUCUGAAGCGGAAAUCAUUCGCAAGAUCCUUCACACGCUUCCAAAGCCAAAGUACAACAUUAUCAAGGCACUUCUCUUCAAGAAAUACUUAAGAACUCUUGAAGUGUUCAAGGUUGUUGGCAAGAUUCGCUCUCAUGAGAUGUUUUUGAUGGGUGAAAUUGAACCAUCUACCUCCAAGAAAGAUCUAGCUCUCAAGGCUAAAGAAGAACCCAAGACCAAGAAAAAGAGCAAGCCCAAGCCUCCUCCAUCCUCAAGUGAAAGUGAAGCUAGUAGUGAUGGAAGUGGUGAUGAUGAAGAUGAGGAUGCUCAACUCGCUCUUAUGAUGAGAAAGACCACAAAGAUGUUGUCAAGCUAUGAUUGCUUGUCAUAUGAUUGCCCUAAGCACGACAAGAAAAUUCACAAGAACAAUAGAAGAAAAGAUGAGGAGGAGGAGGAAGAAGACAAAGACCACAAGUACAAGAAGAAGAAUCAAAGCAAGUCCAAGAUGUACAACAAGAAUAGUGGUGGUGAUCGGUCCUUCCUUGUAAAUGAAUGGCUCACCUAUUGUGAGACAUCAAGUGAAGAAUCAAGUGACGAUGAAGACAAGAAGUUUGCCGGACCCGCCAUCAUGGAUGAUGAAGAGCUGCCACUUCUUCCACCACCUAUGUGCUUCAUGGCUAAAAGUGGUAACAAAGUGAGCAAUGAUAAGAGUGAUUCUUCCGAUAGUGACAAUGAUCUCUCGCCUAAUGAACUUAGGUCGCUUCUUGAGGACUAUAAUGACAUGAUCAAGAAACAAAGGGCUAAAAUCAAGGUUCUUGAAGAGACCUAUGCUAAGCUUAAGCAUUCAAAUGAUGAGUUGCUUAUUAGUCACAAGGACCUUAGCAAUGACCAUGAUGCUUUGAUAGUAUCUAACAAGUCACUUAGAGAUGACCAUGACAAGUUACUUGGUAGGCUCAAUGAAUUGAUUUUCAAACAUGAUGAAGUGGUUGUGCUUAAUAAGUCGCUUGAGUCAAGUUAUAAGAAGCUUAAGGUUGAGCAUGAUAGCUUAAAGGUGAAAUAUCAAGAACUUGAGUUUUCCUAUGAUGCUAUUGACCCUAGUGUGCAAGAAAUUGCUAGAGAUGUUACUAAGGUGAACUACAAAGCCGGUGGAAGUCAUUGGGUUCUUGAUAGUGAAUGCACACCACAUAUGACCGGCUAUGUAAGGAUGUUCACCUCCUUGGAUGAGGAUGCGGGCGAUCAUGAACAAGUUCCCUUUGGUGACAAUUCUAUAGGGAAGGAGUCCAAGGAAGUGGUCUUCAAGGGUUUUAGGCAUGGUAACAUAUACUUUGUAGAUUUUACCUCUCAUGAAGUAAACUUGAUGACAUGCCUCUUCACCAAGACAUCCUUGGGUUUGCUUUGGUACCGACACAUUGCUCAUAUUGGCAUGAGCCAACUCAAGAAGGCUUUCAAGAAAGGAAUGGUGGUUGGUGUGAAGGAUGUGAAGUUCGAGAAGGACAAGUUGUGUAGUGCAUGUCAAGCCGGGAAGCAAGUUGCAAGUCAUCAUUCCUUGAAGGCUUUCUUGUCCACCUCAAGACCUUUGGAGCUACUUCACAUGGAUCUCUUCUAUCCAACCACAUACAAGAGUCUUGGUGAAGACAAGAGCAAGAUCGUUGGGAUCUUCAAGACAUUCACCAAGAGGGCUCAAAAUGAGUUUGAGUCCACCAUAGUGAAGUCAUCAAACUCCAAAGCAUAUAGAGUAUUCAAUAAUGCCACCCGCAUAAUUGAAGAAACUUAUGGUGUGGAGUUUGAUGAAUCUAAUGGCUCCCAAGGAGAUGGUUUUGCUUUUGAUGAUGUAGGAAAUGAACCACUUCGUGAUGUAAUGAAGAAGAUGGCCAUUGGUGACAUCAAGCCAAUGGAGGAGGAUGAAGCUCCCACAACUACUUCCAAGCAAGUGGAGGCAUCACCCAAGGAUGAGACUAAAGAUGAAGAUGUACCUACUACUUCCCAUCACUAUGAUGUCUCUUCCGAUGAAGAUGAUGAACCUGCAAGACAUACUUCAUCCACUCCACCAAGUCAAGAUGAGCCUCCUUCUUCACAAGACAUCCCCAUCACACAGGAAGAACCAUAA
Messenger RNA from Setaria italica (foxtail millet), 2433 nucleotides. RefSeq lists its product as uncharacterized. Bases 1 to 2433 code for a protein of 810 amino acids. The record is from RefSeq and is a predicted model, not a curated record. NCBI's taxonomy places the organism in Eukaryota, Viridiplantae, Streptophyta, Magnoliopsida, Poales, Poaceae. The transcript has 7 exons.